AUGACCUUGUCUAAUCUGCUAAACACCCAAGACUUGCUUAGCUCAAUUGAAGAGAUCAAAACGAGAUUCAAAUCUUGUUCAACUCCCAAUGAAAUAAACAGCUUAAUUGAAAGUAUAGAUUCAACCAUUUCUCAGAUUGACGCAAACUUGGUGAACUAUACAACUUUGAAUAAAAAGAGACUACAGCAGGGAAUAAGCAAUAUAGAAUCUAUAGGAGCUAACAAACUAUCAUCAACCAUUACCACCUCAACUGAUCUUUCCAAGAUUUUCACCACGGCUAAUGAACUAGGCAACAAAUUAACAUACAAGAUCAAGUCGCUAGAUAAAGAGAUUGGCAAUGUAAAUAAAACAUUGAAGUACGUGGAGAAUAUACAGUUGCUAAAAAACAAUAUCAACCAGAUAAAUUACGUUAUCAAGCAUAAGAAUUGGGAACUAGCUGCACGAUGUAUACAUACAAUUAAUACCGAGAUCCCAAAAGAAUUGAUCCUGGGAGAAUACGCAUCGGUAGUUAUUCCAUCAACAGACAUUCCUGAAUUGCCACAAGUUUGUAUAGAUGACUGGAUUAAGCAACUUGCCGAAAUAUUUAGAAACGAGUUUAGCGAAGCUGCCAAACUGAGAAAUGUCGAACAAUUGACUAAAUUUUUCCAAUUGUUCCCCCUUAUCAACCAAGAGGAAAUUGGAUUGAACUGUUAUGCAAAAUUCAUAUGUGAGAUUAUCAAUGAAUCCUCAAAGAAUUUGACUUCAACUAUAAACAAUAUCCACCUGAAUGACUUGAAACCAGGGAUUUUCUCUAGUAUUACUAUGCAAUUGUUUGAAAAUAUUUCAAUGAUGCUUUCUCAACAUGGGCCCUUGAUAAAAAAAUAUUAUAUUCUGACUUACCCCAACGCGAUGGUCUAUGUUGUGAACAAGAUCCAAAGAGAAAUUGAUCUACAAAUUGGAAUCAUUGCUGAUACUUUUUAUGAUGCACGAAGAUUGGGUAAAGUUUUUCAAGAUAUUGAGUUGUACAAUUUCCCUAUACUAUCGAAAAGAAUACAUGAUAUGCAACAAGAUCGGCAAGAUUUACUGGAAGUAAUUAAUGAUGAAGCAAUCAGUGAUGAGUUCUUGCCUAUUAGAUCAAUUGGAGACCUCAUACUGGAACUAUCUUCAAUCUUACAAAGUUGGUCAUUAUAUUGUAAAUUUAUAACAAUAAAGUAUUUCAAUAAGCAGCAAUUGCAGCAUACCCAGGAAUUGCAAGUUCCUGAAAUCAUAACGAAAUCAAAUUUCACAAAAAAGGUAAAUGAGAGGCUAUUACCAUCGUUUGAGAUCUUAUACCAUUUUUACUUUCGAAGAUCAUUGGAAAAGUCCAUAUCAAUUGAAGAGUUGCCCUCUUUGGAACCAUACCUCCAGGUCUCUCUGAAGAAAAAGUCAAAGUCGCCAGAUCAACCGCCAUGCUCUUCCGUAGUUGAAGAUUUGACAUUGAUCUUGAACAGUACAUUGAGAAACGUGAUUAGUUCAGGAUUCUCUCUUGCCGUCAAGAAUUUCAUAGUUGGGAGUUUCAGAAUAGUACAGCAGGACUUGAUAAAUGGCUUUUUCAUCAAGAACCUCAAUGAUAAUCUGCCGAAAUAUAACCUGUCUUUGUCGUUGGUUAGUGAAGAUGCUAAAAAGCACGGAGCAGAGCAAACAGCGGGCUCUCUUGGUGGUGGUCUCGCCAAUUCUCGUGCCAAGUCAAGAAGCGGAACUCCUGAGCCACAUGCUAUCAGCAACGUCCAUGGGGGGUUUUUCAAGGGGGCAUCUAGUGCUUUUGAGAGCGUCGUUAGUGGAUCUGGGGCUAUUGUUGGAAGUUUACAAACAACUGCAGCUGGGAACAAUCCCAGAUUGAUGAACUUUAUAAUUUACCUCAAUAGUAUUGGUGUUGCUCAAGAGUAUUUCACAAAGAUUAUUCAAAACAUACUUGGUGAGGGUGAUGCUAAAUCUCCCACUCUCAUACAGAACAAUUUCCCAAUUGGUAAAGAGUCAGAAAAGAUCAAAUUGAUUUUGAAACAAGACUUUUUGGAGCCAUUCAUUUCCAUCACCACCAAGAUCCUCAAUGAGAGUUUUAUUAACUUGUACAAUCAAUCUAUCAAGCAAAAAUUAAUUAUAUUAAUCAAUGAAUUGAUUACAGAAACUUCAAACACAAGCUACAUUUUAAACUCAACUAAUCAAAUUAAUGAUCCUUCAACUCUUAUAAAGUUCAAAUCCAAUUGGUCAUCGAUUACAAAGCCGUAUGCCCAAACUUUACAUAAAUCAAUAUGGAAUAGAUUGCUAAGGUUGAUAAUUGUGAAUCUAGCCAAUUUGAUAGAGAGAAAAUUACACUCGGCAUUAAGGAAGUUCCAAAUUAAUGACAUGGGUGCAAUAAAGUUGGAAAAAGAUUUGAGUUUUGUCAUUAAUGAAGUGUCACAGGAUAACUAUCAUUUGAGAGAGAAAUUUGUUAGAUUGACUCAGAUUGUUUUGUUGGUGGGUAUGGAUGACGAUGAAUAUGAGGAAAGUAGUCAACCUGUAUUGAAUCAUGUGUCUACAGAAAAGAAAAAAGGAGAUGCUUGUAAAAUCGAAACUGAAGCGAAGGGAGAAGAUGAUGAAGAGGAGGAGGAGGAGGGAGAAGAAGAAGAAGAAGAAGAAGAAGAGGAGGAGGAGGAGGAGGAGGAGGAACUAGGAGGUAUUAAUUGGGUAUUGACUCCACAAGAGAGAAACCAAAUUCGUCAAUACAGAGUAUAG
Messenger RNA from Lodderomyces oxycetoniae, 2730 nucleotides. It is a transcript of the gene COG4, whose product is annotated as Golgi transport complex subunit. The transcript has a single exon. The record is from RefSeq and is a predicted model, not a curated record. NCBI's taxonomy places the organism in Eukaryota, Fungi, Ascomycota, Pichiomycetes, Serinales, Debaryomycetaceae. The coding region runs from base 1 to 2730 and encodes 909 amino acids.